AUGGAUGAUGACUUCUAUGAUUCGGAUGGAGAUGACGCAUUAUGGUGCGGAAUUGCUGAGCUCGGACCGCCGAGCCAAUGCUUGCAAGACUUGCAAGCAUUGGUCUUGCACUUGCAAGACCUGGCCGAGACAAGAGUUUCUAAGCCCGGCCAAGGAUUCUUGAGUCGAGUCAAGAAUCGUGAGGUGGAGCCAAAAAGUGCUAGGUCGGAAUGGAAGCAAAAAAAUGAUAAGCCAUCAGAUGAUGUACUGAAGAAAUUGAAUAAAUUCUUCGGUCAUAAAUCGUUUCGUCCUCUUCAAUGGGAGAUUAUUCGUGAGGCAUUGAAUGGACGAGAUCAACUGGUUGUCUUGUCAACAGGUUAUGGAAAAAGUAUUUGCUACCAGAUGCCAUCAUUGAUCCAAGAGAAUUUAACACUAAUCGUAUCACCACUUAUAUCAUUAAUGAACGAUCAAGUUACGAAUGCGAGAGCAAAUGGUAUAAAAGCAUCGUGUAUUACCGGUGAAACAUCGUAUGAGGAUCGAAAUGAGAUUGUAGAUGCAUGUUUGAGUGGAAAGCUGAAUCUUUUAUAUGUAACUCCUGAGUUUGGAUUAAACAACGAUACUUUAAUGCGCAAAAUUUCUUCAAGGAUAGGUUUGUUGGCUAUUGACGAAGCGCAUUGUGUAUCACAAUGGGGUCAUGAAUUUCGUUCCGAUUAUCGACGUUUAUCAUCUCUUCGUGACAUUCUCAGCGAUAGAGUUCCAGUUAUGGCUCUUACAGCCACUGCAACGGUUGAAGUUCAAUUGGAUAUCGUCAAGAAUUUGAAAAUGAGGAAUGCAAUAACUGUUUGUUCAAGUCUGGAC
Molecule: messenger RNA, 837 nt
Organism: Anisakis simplex (herring worm)
Lineage: Eukaryota; Metazoa; Nematoda; Chromadorea; Rhabditida; Anisakidae
Source: the annotation of a GenBank genome assembly